AUGGCCGACAUCAACGGAAAGGGGCCGGCGGAUGGCCCCGCCACCGAGCUCCCCACCGACGCCGACAAGCGGCCUGCCUCCAUUACCUCCGCUCCGACGGAAAUGUCGCCGGACCACCUACCGAAAAGGCAGCCCAAAUCUGGCGCUGAUGCCGCUCUGGAGCUUCUCAACGAGACCGGCCCUCUGGGCCACGCCGUCGAUCCCGAGCUCAAUCGCAGGCUCAAACGCCGCAUCGACACUCACAUCAUGCCGCUCAUCUGCAUUGUGUACUUCCUGCAGUACAUCGACAAGACCGCCAUCUCCUACGCCAGCGUCACUGGCAUUCAACAAGACACCGGCCUUCACGGCAACCAGUUCAACUGGGUCGCAUCCAUCUUCUUCUUCGGUCAAUUGGCUUUCGAGUUCCCGACAAUUCGUCUCAUUCAAAUGUUUCCUCUGGCCAAAUACACAUCAAUCAACAUCAUGCUUUGGGGUCUGGUUCUCGCGUGCCUUGCUGCGUGCAAGAGCUACGCCGGCCUGCUCGUCUGUCGGUUCCUGCUCGGGGUUUUUGAAGCCGCUGUCGUGCCUGCGUGGGUCCUCUUUACCUCGCAAUGGUACACCAAACAAGAACAGGCUUUUCGCGUUGGUAUCUGGUUCUCAGUCUGUGGAGCGGCACAAAUGUUCGGCGGCUUCUUUGCUUACGGCGUGGCGGUCCAUGUUGGCAAAGACCCGAAUGCUCUCUUGCAUGGAUGGCAGGUCAUCUUCCUCUUCCUCGGCCUUUUGACUGCCGUUGUGGGCAUUGCCUUCUGGUUCAUCAUGCCUGACUCGCCAGCAUCAGCUGCCUUCCUUUCACAAGAAGAAAAAGCCGCGCAUUUGGAACGUAUCCGCGACAAUGAGCAAGGCAUUGGAUCUCAAGAAUUCAAAUGGUCGCAUGUCAAGGAGGCGCUGACGGACACAAUGACUUGGCUCUACGCAUUCUGGAUCUUCGCCGCCAACAUUCCAAACUCGAUCGCGACAAGCUUCGGAAACAUCCUCGUCAAGGGUAUGGGCUACUCCAGCGAAGAGUCAUUGCUUCUGGUCACACCUCUUGGCGCCUACGAGAUUGUCGCCCUGGUGGGUCUGACAUGGCUUGCCAUGAAGACACGGCAGCGACUCUACUGGUGCAUUGCGGGCCACAUCCCCGCGAUCGUGGGUGCCAUUCUCAUGGCCACGACGUCGAAGGUUCCCGCGCUGAUCGGCUACUACACUUCAGGAGGUAUCCCGAUCGGGUGGACGACGAUCCUGGGUCUUCAGUCUACCAAUGUUGCGGGAUCCACUAAGAAGGUUACCGUGGCAUGCAUUGGUACAAUCGCGUACACCGUGGGUAAUAUUAUCUCGCCGCAGACUUUUCAGGCACGGGAUGCGCCGCGGUAUCUCCCUGCCAAGAUCUCCAUCUGCAUCAUCUACUUCUUGGUUACUGUCGACCUCUUUGUGAUGCGUUGGGUGCUGGACAGGAGGAACAAGAAGCGGGAUGCCGAGAAGGCGGCUCUCGGGGAUGCUUACAAGGUGGAAGAAAAUCACGAAUUCUGGGAUUUGACGGAUCUUGAGAACAAAGAGUUCAGAUAUGAGCUGUGA
This is a messenger RNA of Colletotrichum gloeosporioides, 1593 nucleotides long. Its product is annotated as putative transporter. Gene Ontology annotation, biological process: transmembrane transport; tripeptide transport; dipeptide transport. Gene Ontology annotation, cellular component: plasma membrane. Lineage: Eukaryota; Fungi; Ascomycota; Sordariomycetes; Glomerellales; Glomerellaceae. Bases 1 to 1593 code for a protein of 530 amino acids. The record is from RefSeq and is a predicted model, not a curated record. Gene Ontology annotation, molecular function: allantoate transmembrane transporter activity; dipeptide transmembrane transporter activity. The transcript has a single exon.